Messenger RNA from Hyaloscypha bicolor E, 362 nucleotides. RefSeq lists its product as uncharacterized. The transcript has 2 exons. The coding region runs from base 60 to 281 and encodes 73 amino acids. The record is from RefSeq and is a predicted model, not a curated record. Lineage: Eukaryota; Fungi; Ascomycota; Leotiomycetes; Helotiales; Hyaloscyphaceae.
GUUCCCUAUAUACUCAUCACUGACGUGCCUCGCUUGUUACAGAUGGACACACCAUUCGCAUGGUAUCGUUUAUCAGCUGCGUCCAGCUGUAUGUCACUAGCGCCACCGCAGUUGGCCCUCCAUCCAUGCCUCCACUGCGUUACAGCUGGACACAGUCUUUCAGAUCGCGUUCCACGCUAAAUCCUGUCUGGCACGUACUACAUCCACGCACGUUCCAGGGGCCAAUUAAGUGUUCGACAAAAAGGAAUUGCGUUCCAGCGUUCCAGGGGAAUCAUAUAUAAAACGCUGGCACCUUUUUCCUGGAACCCGAGUAUCUGCAACUGCGUUGCUGCCCCGUUGAGCGCGAGAAGCCCGUCGACGAC